AAUUUAAUGUUAGACUUAGUAUUUGAAUGUAUGUCUCAAUAGUAUAUUAUAGUCAGUAAUGUAGUGAUUGACUGACUGUUGUGUUAUUGUUGUGUGAAAUGGACGACAAAAGUGUAAACAAUUAUUCAAAAAGUCUAAGUUUGCCGCCGAGCGGUCACAUCGGCGCCGCACUCAAUAUGUCCACAAUAGCACCGACUGGUGGCCUACAGACAGCCAAUGUAUUGAACGCCGCACAUCAGCCGCUGUCUAUUCACGCGACGUCCGUCAAUCCGGCGAUAGUACCGACUCUGGCAUCUCAGCCACCAUUGAGCGGCCAGCCAUCAAAUGCUGGUCCGAUUUCGGCUACUGGUCAGCAACAGCCACAGCAAUUGACUAUUAAGACGACCGGUCAGACCACGAUCAACAUGACGGCACUGUCGGCCGCACAACAGCAGCAGCAACAACAACAACAGCAGCAACAGUUCCAGCGCUUAAAGGUAGAGGACGCACUGUCCUACUUGGAUCAGGUUAAGUUUAAGUUCAACAAUCAGCCACAAGUCUACAAUGACUUUCUCGACAUAAUGAAAGAGUUUAAAUCACAGUCGAUCGACACACCCGGUGUCAUACAGAGAGUGUCCACACUGUUUAAGGGACACCCGGAGCUCAUUGUAGGUUUCAAUACAUUUUUACCGCCCGGUUAUAAGAUUGAGAUGCAUUCCAACGAUCAGGUAAAUGUAUCGAUGCCUAAUUCAUCCAACACUAUUAUCAUGUCGAGCGGACCAAUUGGAACAACAUCAACAAUCGUGACUGUACCUCAACAUCAGGUAUCAGUUAUUUUACCAAAAGGCAGCCAACCGGCCACCACAUUUACUACUACACAGGCGACUCACCAACAGGCCAUCAAUGUAGCUAUUAAUGCGGCCAAUCAGCGAACCGCUGCCACGACAGGCACCGCUCAUCACGACAUACCUCAUCAAACGACAACAACAACAACACAGCCGACAAGUAUGACAACAGGUGCUGGUGACCAAAGCAAUGCAUCGAUUGCCGCCAACGGUGCGGCCAACAGUACGGCUGCCGUGAACAACAACGCUACCCAACCCGUAGAGUUCAAUCAUGCCAUCAACUAUGUUAACAAAAUUAAAAACCGAUUUCAGGGACAGCCAGAGAUCUAUAAACAAUUUCUGGAGAUAUUGCACACGUAUCAGAAGGAACAGCGAAGUAUUAAAGAAGGUACAGCAAUUCACGGCCAAAAAAUGUUGACCGAAACCGAAGUGUUCACACAAGUGGCCAAACUGUUUCAAAAUCAAGAAGAUCUGCUCCAAGAGUUUAGCCAAUUUUUGCCGGACGCUAGCGGUACCGGCCCAAGUUUGCCGCCCGGAUCGCCGGCUCGUCAAAUUACAGGUAAUAUGCCCGUCACAUUUGGUCAUCCAUUGGCCCAUCAAGUUGACGGUUUGGUCACUCAUCCAGCUAAUAGCGAUCACACAACUGUUUUGACUAAGAAGCCAAACCCUGGCCGACCGUUGCUUAAUCAACCGUUUCAAUCGCGUAUUCAACCGCAAAAGCGAUCACAACAAGAGAGUCCUCAUCUUUCUGUUAAACGACAGAAAAUGACAUCACUUCGAGACGUGUCAUUAGCCGAAGCCGGAAAGUAUGGUUCGCUCAACGAGUUUGCUUUCUUCGAUAAGGUCCGCAAAGCAUUGCGAAGUCUCGAAGUUUAUGACAACUUUUUGAGAUGUCUUGUGUUAUAUAAUCAUGAAAUAUUGUCGCGCGUAGAGUUGGUUCAAUUGGUGACACCGUUUUUGGGCAAAUUUCCCGAAUUAUUGAAAUGGUUUAAAGAUUUUCUCGGCUAUAAAGAGGGUGCCUCCGCUUCAGUCAAUGCUGUUAACAACCAGAACUCAUUGACACCGAAACAUUCCAUGCCAUUAGAGGGUCUCUCCCAUCGAGUGGCCUCUAUUCGAGAGCGAGAACGCGAACGAAUGAAUUCUGAGAUGGGAUUGGAAAUUGACUACAGUUCCUGUAAACGAUACGGUGCUUCAUAUCGAGCUCUCCCACGCAACUAUGUUAAACCUGAGUGCUCGGGUCGUACACCACUUUGUCGUGAAGUGUUGAACGAUACUUGGGUUUCAUUUCCUUCGUGGUCAGAGGACUCGACAUUUGUUUCGUCACGUAAAACACAAUACGAAGAAUAUAUAUAUCGUUGCGAAGAUGAACGCUACGAAUUAGAUGUUGUCUUAGAAACCAAUUUGGCAACAAUUAGAGUAUUAGAAGCGGUCCAGAAAAAGAUGUCCCGAAUGACCGCCGAGGAUAGGGGCAGAUAUAAAUUGGACGAUACAUUAGGUGGUACUUCAUCUGUCAUUCAUCAAAAAGCUAUUAAAAGAAUAUAUGGAGACAAAGCACAAGAGAUUAUUGAAGGUCUCAAGAAGAAUCCUGCAGUUGCCGUACCACUUGUCAUACGACGGCUAAUGAUGAAGGAAGAGGAAUGGAGAGAAGCAUACAAACAGUUUAAUAAGAUAUGGAGGGAUCAAAAUGAAAAGUAUUAUCUGAAAUCACUCGACCAUCAGGGCAUCAGUUUCAAGCAAAACGAUAUCAAGUUCUUGCGCUCCAAAUCAUUGCUCAACGAAAUCGAAACCAUUUACGAGGAACGACACGAACAAAGUGAGACACAUCCGGAUGCCAUCGAUUCACAACAACCACUCAUGAGCUUUACCUAUAAAGACAAGUCGAUGAUAGAAGAGUCGUGUAAUUUAAUUAUACAUCACGUGAAGAGACAGACAUCUAUUCAUAAAGACGAUAAGCAAAAGAUUAAACAAUUAUUGCGACAAUUUAUACCCGAUUUGUUUGCCACACCAAGAGGUGAUCUAUCGGACGAUGAAAUAGAUGAUACUGAAGAAGAAAAAGAAAAAUCUGAUAAUUCAAUAACAAAACCGACCGAAAAUGUCAAACAAGGAGAUAAUGCCAACAAAGAGUCAACUGAUGCUACGUCUGGCAAUAAACCGGACAAAUCAGCAAAUGAAGAAAAGACUCAUCAAAUGUUGAACAACGAUCCCAAUGAAAUGUAUUCACUAUUUUAUGUUAACAACAAUUGGUAUUUAUUCUUCCGAUUGCAUUACAUUCUAUGCGAACGAUUGGCUAAAAUGUACGAAAGGGCUAACAUUUUGGCCGCAGAAGAAGCAAAGGAAAGACUCGAACGCAAAUCACAGACAUCGACAUCUCAGUCACUCAGACUGAGACCAAAUAAUGAAAUAGAAGUGGAUGAUUUUUUUCCAGCAUUUAUAGAUAUGGUAAAACAAUUAUUAGAUGGUAAUCUCGAUGCAAAUCAAUAUGAAGACAUGUUAAGGGAAAUGUUUGGUAUUUACGCCUACAUAGCCUUUACACUCGACAAAGUUGUUCAAAAUAUAGUCAGACAGUUACAACAUAUUGUUUGCGAUGAAACUUGUAUUCAAUGUACUGAUCUGUUCGGUGAGGAAACGAAAACUGGUGGCACAGGUGGCUGUUGUGCGACAGUCCAUCACAGACUUCUAGCAGAGGCUUCAUAUCAGAAGAAAAUUGAACAGUUAUUAUGCGAUGAAAAUUGUUUUAAGUUUAUCUUUUAUAAGACUGAAGGAAAAGUAACCAUUGAUAUGAUAGAUACAGAAUCUAAUGAUACGGGCGACGAGUCCGAUGCCGAAAAGCGGUCGCAUAGACCACUGUUUUUGAAUAGAAAUAUUCAAUCAUUUAAAUCGAGAACGAAAAAUGAAAGAGAAAAUCUGUUUGAUAGAGAAUCUGAAAUUAAAAGAAAUGAUAGAAAUAAUAAAGAAAAUGAAACAAAAGUUGACGACAAAGACAAAGACACGAAUAAAAGCGAAGAAAAGAUGGACACCAACUCUGAUGAGUCGCUUGAAAAGGCAUUGAAUACGACCGAUGUUUCCGAGAAUAUUGAGUGUAAGUUUGAUGUAUCGAAGUUUAAGUUAGUGUUUGUCCAAAGCGAGUCCGUUAUGUAUCGUAAAAAUUCCAUAUCUAAGGCCCGGAAGUCUCAUAAAAAAGUGACGCAAAGUUUGUAUACAAAGUUUAACAAAUGGCAUCAAAAGUGGUUACAAGCGAACAGCUCUGAAGCGCAACAAUCACUGCUCGACGAUUGGUUAUUGACCAGCGAUGACAACCUAUUAACAGCACUGAACGCCAUUACCAGCAGAAAGGAAACCAAAACGACAACAGCGGUGGCCAACGCUGCCUCACAACAGUCCAAAUCGACUGUCAGUCCUAAGUCGGUCAAAGUGGUCAACGAUAAAGAGGAUUCGACACCUUACCGAAGAUACCAUAAAUAUAAAGCCAUUUAAUAAUAAA
Messenger RNA from Oppia nitens, 4305 nucleotides. RefSeq names its product paired amphipathic helix protein Sin3b-like (gene Sin3A). Gene Ontology annotation, molecular function: transcription corepressor activity. Gene Ontology annotation, cellular component: chromatin. NCBI's taxonomy places the organism in Eukaryota, Metazoa, Arthropoda, Arachnida, Sarcoptiformes, Oppiidae. Gene Ontology annotation, biological process: negative regulation of transcription by RNA polymerase II. The record is from RefSeq and is a predicted model, not a curated record. The transcript is spliced from 11 exons. Bases 99 to 4298 code for a protein of 1399 amino acids.